GAAUUUUUGGCUUUUGCCGCCUUAAUAUGAGCGAGAGACGAGAACGAGAGUUUAGACUUAAGUAGAUUCCGGAUAUAAUAUUUUAUCAUAAUGUUUUUCGAUUUUUAAUUUAAUUUUUGUUGCAACCAAAUUGCGAUAUUCCUACCUACUUUAGUUUUUAUAACUAAUAAUUCUAUGCGUUUCCGGCAUGAGUUCACUGUUUUUUUCGAUGUGUGUGACUUAUGUUACAUGAGAUACAUAUUGCAAGAAUUAAGUUUUACAAUCUAAAUUCUCACCUUGAUUACUUUAUUUAACAAAAAAUAUAUUUGUAUCUAUAUACUGAAAAUGACUACAAGAAGUUCAAAGAAGACAUUACCACCUACUGAUAGUCCUAUGAAUAAAAGACGUAAAGAAGAAUCAUGGAUGAUGAUAAGUAAAGAAUCCCUCUUGUUACAGAACAAUGCUUUUACUAUAAUAACACUUCCACACCCUGGCCAUGGAAAUCCAGUUAUGUUUUGUUUGGAUGAUUAUAAUAAAAAAAUGCAUGAAAUUAUUACAUUUAAUGAGGCAUACAGAUCUUGGUUUAUUAAUAACAGUGUGAAAUCUGAUGGAAGUCUGAUAAUAGCUACACCUUUUAAUCCAAUUUAUUUAGUGCUACCUCGGUUGAAAGAACAAUGCUGUAGUAGAGCUGUACCAUUAGAAGAUUUGCUAUCAGAGAAGGGUUAUGAUAAAAUUGUUAAUUUCAUUGAUAAUUUGAAUGAUGUUGCAGAUUUAAAGGGCCCAGCAGAACUAAAAGCUUACAAAUACAAUGAAGAUAAAACUAUUGCCUGGCUUGAAACAAGAAUACAUAGAUUAGCUAGAGCAUUGAAAAACAAAAAUAUUCAUGUAACAUCUGGUGCUAAGUCCUCUACAUUUGUAUCAAGUAAUCUAUGUAACGAUGACGUUGAUUAUGAGUUUUUUCUAAAAUAUGCGCAUGGAAUAAUAUCAGAGUACCUUCAGGAUGACUUAGUUGCUUUGUUAGAGAAAAAAUUUAAUUUUAAGGAGGAACUUAUAGAAGUUAUUGGAAAGAAACGAAAAUCGGAGGCGACAGACAUAUUGGGAGAUAGCAAGAGAGUGAAAAGUGAAGUUUUAGACGACAUUACACCAACAUCAAAUUCUAGUACUUUUACUGAAGUUAAGGUAAAAAAGACUACAGCUAAGGAAAAGGCGCGCCAAAAAGCAGCGAGCGGAACGAAAACAAUAUCAUCGUUUUUCACGAAAAAAUAAUUUUGUUUGGUGUUCCAAUUUACAAAACCUCAAUAAUAAUAUCGUCUAAAAUA
Leptidea sinapis is the source of this 1298-nucleotide messenger RNA. RefSeq names its product ribonuclease H2 subunit B. The coding region runs from base 325 to 1245 and encodes 306 amino acids. Gene Ontology annotation, cellular component: nucleoplasm; ribonuclease H2 complex. The record is from RefSeq and is a predicted model, not a curated record. The transcript is spliced from 5 exons. NCBI's taxonomy places the organism in Eukaryota, Metazoa, Arthropoda, Insecta, Lepidoptera, Pieridae. Gene Ontology annotation, biological process: ribonucleotide metabolic process; RNA catabolic process.